This is a messenger RNA of Erpetoichthys calabaricus (reedfish), 3208 nucleotides long. RefSeq names its product Bardet-Biedl syndrome 9 (gene bbs9). Lineage: Eukaryota; Metazoa; Chordata; Cladistia; Polypteriformes; Polypteridae. Gene Ontology annotation, biological process: cilium assembly. Bases 424 to 3060 code for a protein of 878 amino acids. The record is from RefSeq and is a predicted model, not a curated record. Gene Ontology annotation, cellular component: BBSome; membrane. The transcript has 23 exons.
UAAUACGCAGGGUCACAGACUCAAAGCUGGAGAGCGCGGCACCUUACGGCGCGCACUAGCUUCGUUGAGGACGGUGCUAUGACAACAGGGAGGGGUUGAUGAAGAGUCGGAGGAACUCGGCCGAGGUGACAUGUGAACGGCGUCGCUCCUUUUCUGGAAACUUGUAAGCAGGAGUGAAAGCGAAGGGUGCCCCAAGCAGUCCUCCGCGCCUGGGUCGUCCAGACGCAGAGCAGUUGGCUGACAAUUCGCCAGACAGGUACUGGAGUAUAAGUCGUUUCUGGGUUUGUGAUGAGUUACUCUGCGCUGGGCGCUCUGUUGCCUUCGCCAGGACCCCUUAAAGACGCACCGACCAUCUAGCAGGUGUUCAUCGGACACCACAUCUCAGAGUAGAGCCCAUCUGGAGCGGUUCCUCAGUAGGCAGAUAUGUCUCUCUUUAAAGCACGGGAGUGGUGGUCUGCCACAUUGGGACAUGAUGAGGAGUUUGACCAGGGAUGCCUGUGCAUUGCUGACAUUGACAACAGUGGGAAAGGACAAGACAAGAUCAUAGUGGGAAGCUACAAGGGAUUUCUGCGAAUUUUCUCUCCUCGUCCUUCCAAGCCUGGAGAGUCUAUGGUGCCGCAAGAUCAGAUGCUUGAAGUGCAAUUGAAAGAUUCCAUCAUCCAAAUAGAAGUGGGAAAAUAUGUCUCAGGUACAGAGUUGCUUCAUCUGGCUGCAUUACACCCCAGAAAACUAACAGUUUUUUCUGUGUCUGGCAUUGCUGGCACAGUGGAACAUGGGAAUCAGUACCAGUUAAGACUGGUUUAUGAACACAACCUGCAGAGGACAGCUUGCAACAUGGUCAGUGGCCCAUUUGGAGGGGUCAAAGGCCGUGACUUCAUCUGUAUUCAGUCAAUGGAUGGCAUAUUGAUGUUCUUUGAGCAGGAGAGCUUUUCCUUCAGUAGGUUCUUGCCUGGUUUCCUCCUGCCGGGUCCUUUGUCUUAUAAUCCUCGCACAGAUGCCUUCAUUACUGUCUCUUCUCUUCGACAAGUUGAAAACUACAAGUAUCAGACUCUUGCUGUUGCCACAGAUGUUGAUUGUAGAGCUGAAUCUGAGCAACAGAAGCUGGGAUCUGGAAAGAGACUGACUGCUGACUGGACUUUGAUGAUUGGCGAACAAGCAAUGGACAUUUGCAUCCUGUCUUCUGCACAGGCUGCUUCCUUUGUGUUUGUGCUAGGGGAAAGAAAUUUCUUCUGCAUCAAAGCAAAUGGGCAGAUGCGCUUCAUGAAGAAGCUGGAGUACAACCCAAGUUGCUUCUUGCCAUACGCAUCAGUGAUUGAAGGAACUAUCAACAGCCUUGUUGGAAACCACAAUAAUAUGUUGCUGGUGUACCAGGAUGUGACACUGAGAUGGGCUGCCCAGCUUCCCCAUGUUCCUGUUGCACUUAGGGUUGCAAACUUCCAAGACUUAAAGGGCGUGAUUGUAACACUGAGCAGCACUGGGGAUUUGCAGUGUUCCUACCUUGGAACUGAUCCUGCACUCUUUCAAGCUCCCCGUGUUGAGGCAAGAGACAUCAACUAUGAGGAGUUGGAUGUUGAAAUGAAAGAACUGCAGCAGAUCAUCCGAGAAAUGGCAAAAACACAAGAUGUCUUGCCCAAGAUAACAAAGGAUGAAGAUUUGUCAGUAACUGCCAUCACCUCCCCAAACCUGGAUACAGAAUUGGCUGCCUACAGUAAAAUAGGGAGUGAAAAGUCACCCUCUAUCACAGUAAAGGUGCAGCUGAAGAGCAGAGUGGCUGUGCUUAACCUUAAGUUGUCUGUCUGUGUGCUACCUCCCCUGGCAGCAUCCCCAGAACAGGUUGUUUUAGACUCACUAGGUCCAGGGUCUUCAUCUGCUGUGACAUUUCAUGUCUUCCUGGCAGGGAGCUUAUCACCAGCUGAACUGGGAGGAGAUGUGGCCGUGUCAUACACUACAGCAACAGAGCUUAAUCCUUAUGGUGUUCCUCGAGUGGCACAAUGCAAAUUUAUUCUACCGUUAAAGCUUGUUUGUUCCCCAACACCUCCAUCAAAGAGUGUCCCAUGCAGAAUAACUAUAGACACCAAUAAGCCUCCUGUCAGUCUCCAAGAUAUCUUCCCAGAUUUUGUGGAGAAGACUGAAGAGGAGCAAGUUCAUGCCAUUGGAUUCCAGCUAGUGUCUGGUUCCAGAGUUACAGUAUUGGCAUCCAAAACAUCUCAGAGGUACAGGAUUCAGGGUGAGGUUUUUGAAGACCUGUGGCUCAUUACUAAGGAGCUUGUUGAGCGCUUUGAAAAGCACUUUGCCAAUCAAGGAGCCAAAGACUUCCAAUGUAGCUUUACUGGACCCAUCCCACUGGCUGAAUACUUUGAGAUCAUCGAUCGUCACUUUGAGCUUCGCCUCAAUGCUGAAAAGUAUCAGAACCUCCUUGCAGAAAGAGCUGUUCAGUUCCGAGCCAUCCAGCGGAGGCUGCUUACACGAUUCAAGGACAAGACACCUGCCCCACUGCAGAAUCUGGACACACUGAUGGACGCCACCUAUAGGCAGGUCAUUGUCCUGGGAGAUGCUGCUGAAGAGAAUGAGAGUGCUCUGUGCCAGGCGUUCACAAGGUUGAAAUCUGCUACCCAUCUCUUCCUUCUGCUGCUUAGGCUGUGGCAGAGUCUGAACAAAGAGCAAACGGAUAUCUUGGAAGCCACAUUCCUGCCACUGUUACAGGACACUUCUCAACUGGGCUGGGAGGAGUGUGUGGAUGCAGCUGUCACUCACCAUUUGAGAACUUGCCUCUCGAGAAGUCCUAAAGAGCAGGCUCUGAACCUUACCAGUCAGUUAGCACUGCCAAGGGACACUGUGCGUCUCAGGAAGCACAUCAGUCUCCUUUGUGAUAGGAUGGCCAAGGGAGGGCGGCUAUGCCUGUCAGCAGAAGGCAGUGCACCAAUUCCAGUGAUCAUGCCAGCAGGUGGCUGUGAACCAAUCCCAGAGUCAGACCUGGAAGACAGUGCUGGAGAACUAGAAAGCCUUGCUGAAAUCAGCAGCCAACGGCAUCAUAGCAGGAUGGCAGACAAGCCUGACUGAAGGCCAUUACAUCCCCUGCUGAUAGAGCUCGAGCCUCACUCAAAGCAUCUCCAUGUCACGUUUUUAGAACCUGGACCAUUCUGCGCCAAAGCCUUUUUAACCACAGCUUAAUGUCUGCAUACUUUUGCUAAUAAAAUGUUCAAUUCUG